UGUUACCAAAAUCAAUAUUAAAAGUUGUUGUGAAGAUCUUAUUCAAAUGACCAAGGGGAAGAAAAGAGUAAAAGAUACAUCUACUAACUUAUGCUCCACUGCCUCAAGAUAUGGGCAUUUAGAGUGUUUGAUAUUUGCUCGUCAGAUGCAAUGUUAUUGGGAUAGUAGGACAUGUUCUGUAGCAGCCAGAAAUGGCUAUCUUGAAUGUUUAAAAUACGCCCAUGAAAAUGGAUGCACUUGGAACCAAAACACAUGCUCUAAUGCAGCGUAUAGAGGACAUAUUCAUUGUUUAAGAUAUGCACAUGAAAACAAUUGUCCAUGGACUGUAAAAACAACAAACUGUGCUAUAAAAAAUGGUAAUUUCGAUUGCUUAAUAUAUGCCCAUGAAAAUGGAUGUCCAUUGGAUCAAUGGGCAGGUUUAACAGCAGCUUCCAACGGACAUGUAAACUGUUUGCAAUAUGCUCAUGCUAAUGGUUGCAAUUGGGACUUUUUUAUAUGUGCUAUGGCUGCAGAUGGUGGACAUUUAAAAUGUUUAAAAUAUGCUCAUGAAAGUGGUUGUUUAUGGAAUUUUUCGACCAGUUUCAACGCAGCAAGAAAAGGACAUUUUCUCUGUUUGAAGUAUGCUCUUGAUAAUGGAUGUCCAUGGAACUACCUUGUAACCUAUGGUGCUGUACUCAGCGGAAAACUUAACUGCUUAAAAUACGUUCUUGAAACAAGAGGUCCAUGGAAUGAUCAAUUAUCCUUAAUUGCUGCAAGAGAAGGACACCUUAACUGUUUAAAAUACAUUCAUGAACAAGGAUUGCCUUGGAAUGAAAGAGUUUGUGCAGUAUCUUAUGAUAAAAGACAUUUAAAUUGUUUAAUAUAUGCUCGUAAAAAUGGAUGUCCUAUGGAUAAAGGUACACGCAAGCGUAUUAUCAAAGAUAAACGAUUAAAAAAAAUAACAAAAAUGAUACUUUUAUAUCCAAAUAAAAAAUUGGCGUAUCAUGCUUGCGAUAAUAGAGAUAAACACUGGUAUAACACUAUUCCCAAAAAUGUUACCAAAAUCAAUAUUAAAAGUUGUUGUGAAGAUCUUAUUCAAAUGACCAAGGGGAAGAAAAGAGUAAAAGAUACAUCUACUAACUUAUGCUCCACUGCCUCAAGAUAUGGGCAUUUAGAGUGUUUGAUAUUUGCUCGUCAGAUGCAAUGUUAUUGGGAUAGUAGGACAUGUUCUGUAGCAGCCAGAAAUGGCUAUCUUGAAUGUUUAAAAUACGCCCAUGAAAAUGGAUGCACUUGGAACCAAAACACAUGCUCUAAUGCAGCGUAUAGAGGACAUAUUCAUUGUUUAAGAUAUGCACAUGAAAACAAUUGUCCAUGGACUGUAAAAACAACAAACUGUGCUAUAAAAAAUGGUAAUUUCGAUUGCUUAAUAUAUGCCCAUGAAAAUGGAUGUCCAUUGGAUCAAUGGGCAGGUUUAACAGCAGCUUCCAACGGACAUGUAAACUGUUUGCAAUAUGCUCAUGCUAAUGGUUGCAAUUGGGACUUUUUUAUAUGUGCUAUGGCUGCAGAUGGUGGACAUUUAAAAUGUUUAAAAUAUGCUCAUGAAAGUGGUUGUUUAUGGAAUUUUUCGACCAGUUUCAACGCAGCAAGAAAAGGACAUUUUCUCUGUUUGAAGUAUGCUCUUGAUAAUGGAUGUCCAUGGAACUACCUUGUAACCUAUGGUGCUGUACUCAGCGGAAAACUUAACUGCUUAAAAUACGUUCUUGAAACAAGAGGUCCAUGGAAUGAUCAAUUAUCCUUAAUUGCUGCAAGAGAAGGACACCUUAACUGUUUAAAAUACAUUCAUGAACGAGGAUUGCCAUGGAAUGAAAGAGUUUGUGCAGCAUCUUAUGAUAACAGACAUUUAAAUUGUUUAAUAUAUGCUCGUAAAAAUGGAUGUAGUAUGGAUAAAGGUACACGCAAGCGUAUUAUCAAAGAUAAACGAUUAAAAAAAAUAACAAAAAUGAUACUUUUAUAUCCAAAGAAAUAAAAUUACUCAUUAGAUAGUUUUACUGUUGUUGUAGUAUUGUAGAUAGCGGUCAAUAAAUGUAUAAUUAUUGUUUCUUUCAAUAUUUUGAAUUUCACUGAAAUUAUUUAAUAUUCAUAACACUAUAAGAUACAAUUAAGUAUAAUAUUGUAUAAAUUUAAUAUUCUAU
Aphis gossypii (cotton aphid) is the source of this 2171-nucleotide messenger RNA. RefSeq lists its product as uncharacterized. The transcript has 2 exons. NCBI's taxonomy places the organism in Eukaryota, Metazoa, Arthropoda, Insecta, Hemiptera, Aphididae. The record is from RefSeq and is a predicted model, not a curated record. Bases 47 to 2005 code for a protein of 652 amino acids.